Molecule: messenger RNA, 1518 nt
Organism: Mytilinidion resinicola
Lineage: Eukaryota; Fungi; Ascomycota; Dothideomycetes; Mytilinidiales; Mytilinidiaceae
Exons: 3
Coding region: 1-1410 (469 amino acids)
Source: RefSeq, a predicted model, not a curated record
AUGAUCAAUGCAAGCGGUUACCAGGUGCAGAUCUUCAAUGUAGGCACAAACAAGCCAUACGAAGAAGCCAAUGUCACUACUGGGUUUGACUCAGAUGACCGGCGCUUAUUUCGGGACGAGUCAAUCAGCUGCGGCAUCAAGAUAGAACUAGGGCAAAGAUAUGGCAUCAAGGUGAGCGUGCCACAAAACAGGAGCCACGCAACCGGAAUCCUCGUUUCCAUCCUCAUCGAUGGAAACAAGGGGGAUCAGAGACAGAAGCGGGCUUGGACCCUCCUGGAAGAGCGCUUCAUUCCCAACCAGAUGUGGACCGGUACCACGGCACCACGCAGCAUGGUCAUCUCUGACACCGUCGUCGAGAGGCCGAGCGGAGAGCUCGCCGAGUCAGCAUUCUUCUUCCGGGAGUUCAUCAUUGACGAGGGGCUGGAAGUUCCUGAUAGGAACAUAGGCAUCUUCCAUAAGCGAUACAUGGGGAAGAUCACAGUGACCCUGCAACACGGGUUCCUGGAUGAAUCUGAGAUUCCGAGGCGCAUGUACGGUUCCAUGAAGAACGGAAGGGAUCUAGACGCCCCGAACCAGUCGACUGCAGAGAGUCUGCAUCACCACACUCCGUGCUACACACACAUGGAGAUGGUGAACGCAGUCACCAGAACCGACAACCACACCGAGAACACCCGCUUCCGGGCGGUGAAGGGGAAAUACGGGCGCACAUUCGAAUUCACGUUCUCAUAUGACAACAAACCUUCUGCCGACCUCGAACAGCCUGACAACCUCGAACCUUCCGGACAGGCCGGACCCUCCGAGCGUCCGAUUCCUAACACUACCACGUCAUCCAUCGAUCUUUCUCCGGCGUCUUCCAACACCGAAGCCUAUUCUUCUCACAAUUCUUCUCACAAUUCCCUACCCGUAGACGAGAACGAAGCAGCCCAGGCUCAGAGGACGUUCCCGCAGAACAAGGGCAAACGCAAGGCGGAUUCACAGCCCAAUGCAAGCGCCUCAAGAAAGGCUAAGCAAGUCAAGGCUUCCGCCGCCACUACUACAGCGAACCUGCAGAUUAGACAAGCUUCCAGACUGACUCGGAGUGCCAUGAUGCAGCUCCAGAACGCCCCCGAACCAGCCGAUGACCUUGCGACCACCAUGCAGACUGCCUCGAUUCAGGACGAUGAAGGCGAUCGACUGCUGAAUCAGGCUGGAAAUCAGAUUGCGCGGCGGUCUAUGCCAGCGCCGCAGCGUCGAAGCCUCAACCAGCUCCGGUAUGAAGCUCAACUUGCCGCGGUCAAGCGGGAGGAGGCUGUAGCCAGGGCCAAAAUGUGGCAGGCCAAGGAAGAAGCAUUUCGGCACGAGGCGAGGAAGCUUAAGGCGGAACAAGCAGUAGUAGAGUACUUGGAGGCCCACCCGGAAGAGACGUCGUAGGCGCUACAUGUAGUAAAGGAGAAAGAUUGUGGAAGGUUCAGUAGACGUGGUGUAAGAUGAUGGUCGAAGCGUGUGUCUUUGACGCCAAAAGAUGUACAAUAGUUGGUU